This is a messenger RNA of Ananas comosus (pineapple), 2255 nucleotides long. RefSeq names its product alpha-1,6-mannosyl-glycoprotein 2-beta-N-acetylglucosaminyltransferase. The record is from RefSeq and is a predicted model, not a curated record. The transcript is spliced from 2 exons. Gene Ontology annotation, biological process: protein N-linked glycosylation; oligosaccharide biosynthetic process. Gene Ontology annotation, molecular function: alpha-1,6-mannosylglycoprotein 2-beta-N-acetylglucosaminyltransferase activity. The coding region runs from base 681 to 2045 and encodes 454 amino acids. Lineage: Eukaryota; Viridiplantae; Streptophyta; Magnoliopsida; Poales; Bromeliaceae. Gene Ontology annotation, cellular component: Golgi stack; Golgi membrane.
AUUAAAUUACGAACUAUGAUCAGAGAAAAGAUUUUUUUUUAAAAAAAAGGAAAAUAGCAGCAGCGUGUAAGACUUGGUCGUUGACGUGGUGGAGGUUGAAUACUGAGUAAUCAGGGACGCAAUCAACUAGGCCUGGCCGGGGACGACUUGUUGGUUUGUUUCCCUUCUCGGUCAUUCGUCCGUCCGUCCGCCCGUUCGUUCGUCGGUUACUAUCGGAGGGUCGGGUCGGGUCGGGUUGGGUGGGUUUUGGGCUUGGGCUCCGAAGAGAAGCAAAGCAAGGCUCCCAGGCCGCCGGCAACCUAGUAAACGGAGGAGAUCCCAAGUGGAUCGCAGCCGCAGGCAAUCCAUUAUCCAUGGGAGGCGGCGCUGAUCUUUCCGAUAGGACUAGGAGGACUCCCCGUCGUCGUCUCCAUCCCAUCCCAUCCCAUCCCAUCCGAUUCCCAUAUCUAGGUGUUUCUCCGCUUGGGCAUACUGUUUGAUUUUGCCCUCCUCUCACUGUCACUGAUGAAAGAUAGCAUUUUGAUUCAUGGGCUUAUUAUUAUUAUUAUACUCUCUGGCUUUCAUUUCUCGUGUAAGAUCUGAAAGAUUAGUGUCAUUUUUUGGGGGUGAAUAAGGGGGUUUGUUCCGCCCCCCGCCCACUUGGGAAACUCAAAGAGUGAGACCCGAGAAUAGAUAGAUUUAUGGCUUCGUACAAGAGAUCCCGAAUGAAGGAUACCGCCGUGGUCAGGCGAGCGGUUCCGCUUGUUCUGGCGGUAGUUUUCGCGGUCCUUGCUCUCGUAUCCUUCCUCAGAAGUCGAACAGUCUCUCGCGCCACGAUGAUUUCGCCUUCCUACGAGAGAAGAGAGAGUCUUCUUCUUUCCGGAGAAGCGGCAGAAGAGGAUGAUGAACAACAACAAGGAGGAGGAGGAGGAGGAGAUGUGGGCCUAGUCUUGGAUCCCAACUUCAAGCCCUCGCUGCCGAAGCAGACCGAGUUGUCCCUCUCUCUGGAGCAAAAGAACCGACUACCCCCUCGAAACCGGGAUCUCUUCCCAAAGUUAGCAAAGGAUCACAUAAAGAUCGUUCUCUACGUCCACAAUAGGCCUCAGUACCUGCAAGUUGUGAUUCGGAGCUUAUCGAGCGUCCAAGGAAUCGGAGAAACGCUGCUGAUAGUUAGUCACGACGGGUUCUACCCUGAGAUGGAUAGCAUCGUCCAGAGCAUCAGAUUUUGCCAGGUGAAGCAGAUCUUUGCGCCCUACUCCCCGCAUCUUUUUCCGGAUAGUUUUCCUGGGGUCUCGCCGGGGGAUUGCCACGAUAAAGAUAACGCCGCAGCAAAGAGGUGUAGGGGUUCUCCGGAUCAGUACGGCAACCACCGCUCUCCAAAGAUUGUGUCUUUGAAGCAUCACUGGUGGUGGAUGAUGAAUACCAUCUGGGACGGUUUGGGGGAGACGAAGCGGUUCGGCGGCCAUAUUCUUUUCAUCGAGGAAGACCAUUUCAUCUAUCCUAAUGCUUAUAGGAAUAUCCAGCUACUCGCUGCAAUGAAGCCCCGAAAGUGUCCUGAGUGUUAUGCGGUGAACUUGGCACCUUCGGAUGUGACUUCGAAAGGGGAAGGCGGGGAGUUUUUGGUCGCUGAGAAGGUUGGCAACAUAGGUUACGCAUUUAAUCGGACAGUUUGGAGAAAGAUCCACGCGAAGGCGAGGGAGUUUUGCUCGUUUGAUGACUAUAAUUGGGACAUAACGAUGUGGGCUACCGUUUAUCCGUCGUUCGGAACUCCUGUGUACACUUUGAGAGGGCCGAGGAGAAGCGCCGCCCACUUUGGGAAAUGUGGGCUGCAUCAAGGGCAAGGCUCGAGCAGUGUGUGCAUUGAUGAUGGCAAUGCAAAGUUUGAGAUUGAUGAAAUUGAUAAGGUUGCUAACAUCAAAUAUGAUUGGCCGGUGCAAGUGUAUAAGAAGCAGGGCGGCUAUCAAGCUGGUUUCAGGGGAUGGGGAGGAUGGGGUGAUGAGAGAGACCGCGAGCUUUGUUUGAGCUUUGCAUACAUGUAUCACGUUCAGGGAGCAUCAUCCGGCUGAGCAUGUGGAUUUCCACGACUGUUAAAUUUGUAAGCCAUUUUGGAUUUGUUUUCAUCUUGUUUAUCUGAUUUAUACACGACUAGGCCCACACGGAUGGGUAAAUAUCACUUCUCCUAAUUAUUUUUUAAAUAUAAUGGCUCUAGUAUAUAUGUAUGAGGUUUUAUAGCUGAGUUCUCUCUGAAGCUGCACUGCUGCAUAUGUGGUUUUUUA